This is a messenger RNA of Impatiens glandulifera, 995 nucleotides long. RefSeq lists its product as uncharacterized. The transcript is spliced from 3 exons. Lineage: Eukaryota; Viridiplantae; Streptophyta; Magnoliopsida; Ericales; Balsaminaceae. The record is from RefSeq and is a predicted model, not a curated record. The coding region runs from base 60 to 968 and encodes 302 amino acids.
UUUGGGGGAUUGGGAGUUUAAUUUCAAGGAUUCGGUAUAAUCCAACUCCAACCACCACAAUGCAUGUUUGGGGGCAUCCUUCCGAUAACAAUGUUUACUACAUUAGAUAUUUUCUGAGUUUGAAAACGAUUCAAGUAAAUUUUCAUCCCACAUAUAAGAUCCCGACACCCUGCAUCAUGACAGGGGAAGAUUUAAUUGGAGGAAAUCUGGAGGAAGUCUUAGCCUACGUUGAGGGUAAGUUUCCUCUCCCGGAGCUGCUGCCUAGAAGCCAACUUUACGAUCGCAAAGAAGGUGAAUGGAAGUUGAUUUUUAAAAUAACUUCAAUGCAUCAUACUAGCAUUCAAUUCCAUUUGCAAUCCAUCAUUACCUGCACAUGCGAGCUGCUGAUGCAUGUAGGUGACCACCGACAGAGGAGGAAGGCAAUUCUCUCUUUGAAAGUUACAAAACUGUGUUUGUCAUUUAAAUCACUAAUACAGAUACUCCAGGAGCAUGCCACCAUUGAAGAUUCCAUCAUCUUUCCAUUUCUGCGUUCCUCCGAUGAAGAGCUUGAGCUUCCUGAAUUGUUAAUGCAACAGCAUCUGUCUCAUGUGCCUCUACACUAUGGGAUUGAUACAGACAUAGACUCUCUUCAAUCCAUGAUUCUCGGCUCGACCACUUAUGUACAAAAACUUGUUGGGAUUUUUUCUAGACUCCAGACACUUCAGAACUCAUUGGAGGAACAUUUUCUAGAGGAAGAAAAGGUGUUAAAUGUUUUGAUGGAAUCUGCUGAGAUAACGUGCAAGAAGAAUCAUCAAAGGGUCCUGACAGUGGAAGAGUGUCUGAAGAUAAUGGUCCAAACCCAUUCAAACUAUUUUAUAUUUUUCCUGCAGGGCCUAAGUCCGAGAGAGAGACUAGAAUACUUGGACUUAAUUUUAGUGCUGACCGAUCAUGAUCUCUCGAAAUCGAUCUUCAGUUCUCUGUUUCCGUAGACACCCCCCUCCCCGAUGAACACAUUA